AGAGGUCCCGCUGCCUGUGAACAUCUUCGACGCCUCCACCUCUUUCUCUUUCUUUAUAGUCCAGUCUGCGGCGGCCCCAUUCGGGUAUCUAGCAGUUUUGACGUUGACAUUGCUAAGGGUCUGAAGAGGGCCAGCCAGGAACCCCGUCUGCAAAUAAAGCUUUUUUGUAAUUAAAGUGAAGUCUUGUAGCUAGUAUCGUGUGCGAUGUGGAGGUUUAUCUUUUUGGCCGCUCUCGCCGGGUGUACUCAGGCCAGUGAUGUACUGGAGUACACGGAUGACGAUUUCGAAAGCAAGAUUGGGGACCAUGAACUCAUUCUUGUGGAAUUUUUUGCACCUUGGUGUGGUCAUUGUAAACGUCUUGCACCUGAGUACGAAGCAGCAGCCACACGUCUGAAAGGCAUUGUUUCAGUGGCCAAGGUUGACUGCACAGCUAACAGUAACACAUGCAGCAAAUAUGGUGUCAGUGGCUAUCCAACCCUUAAGAUCUUUAGGGAUGGAGAGGAAUCGGGCCCCUAUGACGGGCCGAGGACAGCAGAUGGGAUUGUCAGUUUCCUGAAGAAGCAAGCUGGCCCAGCUUCUGUGGAGCUCAAGACUGAUGCAGAUUUUGAGAAGUUUUUGGCAGAUCAAGAUGCAAGCGUUGUUGGGUUCUUUGCUGAUGACAAGAGCACAGCACAGGCUGCAUUCCUUAAGGCAGCCAGUGCCAUGAGGGACAACUAUCGCUUUGCUCACACCAACUCUGAAGCUCUCCUCCAAAGCAACGGCAUUGAUGGAGAGGGUGUAAUCCUGUUCCGUCCACCACGCCUCAACAACAAGUUUGAAGACAGUUCAGUCAAAUUCAGUGAUGACAAAUUCACCCACAACAAAAUUAAGGGAUUCAUCCAGGACAACAUCUUUGGAAUCUGUCCCCACAUGACGGAUGACAACAAAGACCAGCUGAAGGGGAAAGACCUGCUGGUGGCUUAUUAUGAUGUUGAUUAUGACAAAAACCCCAAAGGGUCUAACUACUGGAGGAACAGGGUGAUGAAGGUGGCAAAAAGCUUCCUGGAUCAGGGAAAGAAGUUGAACUUUGCCGUGGCCAACAAGAACGUGUUCAACCAUGAGGUGUCUGAGUUCGGCUUGGACACCAGCUCAGGAGAACUGCCCAUUGUGGCCAUCCGCACCGCCAAAGGAGACAAAUUCGUUAUGACUGAGGAGUUCUCCCGAGAUGGUAAAGCUCUGGAGCGUUUCCUGCAGGACUACUUUGAUGGCAAAUUGAAGCGCUACCUCAAAUCAGAACCCAUUCCCGAGAACAACGACGGACCUGUUAAGGUCUUGGUGGCAGAGAAUUUUGACUCCAUUGUCAACGACGACAACAAAGACGUGCUGAUUGAAUUCUAUGCUCCGUGGUGCGGACACUGCAAGAGCCUGGAGCCCAAGUACAAUGAGCUGGGAGAGAAGCUGGCCGAUGAUCCCAACGUUGUCAUUGCCAAGAUGGAUGCCACCGCCAAUGAUGUGCCAUCUCCUUAUGAAGUCAGCGGUUUCCCAACAAUCUACUUCUCUCCAGCUGGACGUAAAAUGAGCCCAAAGAGAUAUGAGGGGGGACGUGAGGUGAGCGACUUCAUCUCUUACCUGAAGAGAGAAGCUUCCAACCCCUUGGUGAUGCAGGAGGAGCCCAAGAAGAAGAAAAAGCAGGGCAAGCCAGAGCUAUAAAAGCCUCCAAACAGAAACUCGACACCUCCCCAUACCAAGAGAAGAAGGAGGCUUGGGGAAAGAGGAAGAACUAAAUUAUAUUCCACGCAUAGUGAACUACCGAAUGCUCUGAAGCCGAAUUCAAAAAUGCCCGGCCUUCCCUUUAGGUCCUCUGCUGCUCUGGGAAUACUGUGGAAAGUGAAGAGGUGGUGGCCAGGGUCUGCCCAAUGCUUAAAAACUAAAUUUUUAGGGAAGAGGGAACAACUUUUGAAAAAUUGAGAUUUCUAUUUCCUCUGGUCUGUCUACUACACCUCAGACUGAUGCACUUUGGUUUGACACCAGUUUCCAGUCAUCUGUCAGUUUUCUUUUUCUUUUUUCUCGUCAUCACUGUUGAUUUUUUUUUUCUUUCUUUUGUAACCGGUCCUUUUUU
Molecule: messenger RNA, 2098 nt
Organism: Menidia menidia (Atlantic silverside)
Lineage: Eukaryota; Metazoa; Chordata; Actinopteri; Atheriniformes; Atherinopsidae
Source: the annotation of a GenBank genome assembly